GAGAAUUUCCCAAUGUCUGCAAUCUAAAACAAAACCCUGACCCGACGCACCACGCGAAAAAAUUCACCGGAGCUCAUUGCCGUGGCCGUAUUCGACUGCGCCGGAGAAGGAUAAGAUAAUUAUGGCAAACAAAGGUUGGGGUCCUCCUCCUCAUCCUCACCACCUCCGUCCUCUUCCUGGCCCUGGGGUCGGGCAUCCUGAUCCAUAUAUUUCGGGGAUUCCUCCACCUCAUGGCGGUUUCCACCCACCUUUUGAGAUGUUGGGUCCUCAUGAAAUAAUGGAACAAAAGCUCUCUGCGCAACAUGCUGAGAUAGAAAAACUUGCAACAGAGAAUCAAAGGCUUGCUGCUACCCAUGGAACUCUAAGACAAGAUCUUGCUACAUCCAACCAUGAGCUGCAGAUGAUACAUGCUCGUAUUGCUGAUACAGCGGCUGAAAAGGAGCAACAGAUGAGGGGUCUUGCGGAUAGAAUGGCAAUGAUGGAGUCUGAACUGAAAGGUUUGGAUGCCGUAAGAGUGGAGUUGCAGCAAGCACGAGCUGAAGCACAGAAGUUGGCUGUUUCAAGGGAGGAACUAAUGUCAAAGGCGCAGCAAUUGAGUCGUGACCUUCAUAUGGCUCACACGGAUGCAAAGCAACUCCCUCCUUUAAUGGCCGAACUUGAUCGGCUGCGACAAGAGUAUCAGCAUUGCAGGGCUACUUAUGAGUAUGAAAAGAAGUUAUACAGUGACCAUCUCGAAUCACUUCAGGUGAUGGAAAAGAACUAUAUGGCAAUGUCCAAAGAAGUGGAGAAGCUUCGGGCGGAAUUGACUAACUUUGGUCCACGGACAGGAGCACCGUACGGUGGUUCUGCUGGAUAUAACGAUCAUUAUCCUUUGGGCAAUUAUGCUUCUGUUCAAAAUUCAUAUGGUGUUGGCCAGCAGGGCAUUGGCAGACCUGGUGGCGUACCCGUCGCCGGGGUUAAUUCAGCAUACAUUCCACCACAAUCUGCUCCAUAUGGUUUCGGGACUGUUCACGAUGCUUCCAGAGUUCCUGGUUACAGCGCAUCUAACGGACCUGGCUACGGGCUUUCUGGAGCAGGGCAGGUUGGAUCUACGUACGAACCUCAAAGGGGACCAAUCGGCGCUGUCCCUGAUGGACAUAUCGGAUCAGCUGCUCCUGCUUAUAUUUCCCAUUCCGGACCUGGAUAUGACCCUCAGGCGGGAUCUACUACAUCGGUACAUAAUUUCCAGAUGGGACCUGGAUAUGAUUCUCGUAAAGGACCUGGGUAUGAUGGACAGAGCGCUCCUCCUUAUGAUACGCAAAGAGGUUCGGGAGAAGAAGCUCAAAGGAGUGCGGCGCACGUGCACGAUGGCGCCAAUUUUAAUGCUUCAGCCGCUCCAGGACCUGAAGGUCAUGUUUCUACGAAGAACUCAGCUUAUGUGUCGAUGCCAGGAACUGGAGCUGGAACCGGAUAUCAACCCGUACCCUGAGGUUGAAAAACCGUGUUCAUAUGUAAAAGCUGAAGAUCCCGGCCAUUUAACUGCAUACUAUAGGGGUACGACCGAUCGACACUUGUUCAGAUUCCUCUUUUGUUUCUUCACAAGGUUUUAUGAUGUUUCCAUCAGGUAAUUGACCGAUCAAUGAGCAGUACGAUGGAUUUGGAUGAAAAUAGUCGCGUCUAUAAACACGCUUAAUGAAUGCGUUAUGAAGCAUCGAUUUGUGUUCGUCUAAUUGUAUGGUUUACAAGGCGUUUGAUCGACGUGUAAUUCUCGGAUUCGUUGUCGACGCUGAGGAAUAAAGUUUGGGUUUGAAGGAAGUAGCUGUUUCGAUUUGCCCGACCACUGGUUGUUAGAGGAUCGAAGAAUGACGACAUGGCCUGUUCUUCCCGGUUUUGUGAGCCAUCGAUGUCUUAAGAUUGUACGUUUCAUUGCUUUCGAGUACUGAUCUUCGUCGGCAUGUCUGGAAUCUGUUUCGACAUCACUUGGCUUGUCGUGGAGACGCUUAUGUUGCACCUGCAAAAAUGUAUGCGGAAAAACUAUGCUUGAGGACAUCGUUUUCGACCGCAUCACUCGGGCCGUGCAUUGCUUCGAGAUAAUCGGUUCGACACUUCAUAUCUAUCAUUUUUUGUAUCAAAUUUUACUGCCUGAAAUUCACUAGAGAUCGAUCGUAAAUAAAAUGAAUUAUGUAUUUUUAUAUAGAAUCGUACAUUUUGAAA
Messenger RNA from Andrographis paniculata, 2193 nucleotides. RefSeq names its product protein FLX-like 2. Lineage: Eukaryota; Viridiplantae; Streptophyta; Magnoliopsida; Lamiales; Acanthaceae. Bases 122 to 1468 code for a protein of 448 amino acids. The record is from RefSeq and is a predicted model, not a curated record. The transcript is spliced from 6 exons.